This is a messenger RNA of Sinocyclocheilus grahami, 2369 nucleotides long. Its product is annotated as protein tweety homolog 2-like. The record is from RefSeq and is a predicted model, not a curated record. Gene Ontology annotation, molecular function: intracellularly calcium-gated chloride channel activity; volume-sensitive chloride channel activity. Bases 391 to 1929 code for a protein of 512 amino acids. Lineage: Eukaryota; Metazoa; Chordata; Actinopteri; Cypriniformes; Cyprinidae. Gene Ontology annotation, cellular component: plasma membrane. The transcript has 14 exons.
ACAAUUAGGCCACCAUAAAAUAAAAUAAAAAGUUUCAAAAGAAACUGCCUCAUCCUCCUCAUCCUCCUCAUCCUCCUAUUCAAGCGCGACCUCGAGUCCCUAUCGUGCAGCACAACACGCGCAGGAAUGGCUGCGGCACGAGACCGGGAUUUAAUGCAAUAAUUCAACAUUUCCCGUCAGUUCCCAUGGUCUGCGAUUUGGAGGAAGUAUUCCGAGAUCUUUUUAUGUCCCCUCCAGCACUUUUGUUUGAGUACUCGGUCUCUUUAAUGUCUAAAUCCAUGGCUUUUGUUUGAGAAGACAACGGAGAGUAACCAGGAAAGAAACACCCAAAUUGUCCGACCGUCUCUCUCUCCAGGAAAGUGAUUUAUUCGUCUCGUCGACUGCUGAAGGAUGUCGUCUGCAAGGGUUGAUUAUAUCGCUCCUUGGUGGACUUACUGGCUUCACGAGUUUCCUCACGUGAAUCUAAGGUUUCAGCCGUUGGACCACACGUUUAAACCGCAAGACGAGAACUACCAGCAGUCACUCAUCUUCCUGGGCUGUGUAGCAGCAGCUGGGCUCGGUGUGAACCUGCUGUGUCUGGCCAUCUACCUGAGCUGCCUGUGCUGCUGUCGGAAGGAUGAGGAGGAAGAGGAAAGUAAGAAAUCCAACUCUUGCUGUGUCACUUGGGCUGCUGUUGCUGCCGGACUCAUCUGCUGUGUUGCCGUGGGAGUUGGUUUCUAUGGAAACAGUGAAAUCAAUGAUGGGGUGUACCAGCUGACCUAUUCUCUCUAUAAUGUCAAUCACACACUGGCGGGAGUGGACAGUUUGAUCACUGGUAAUGUGGGAGGCAUGCAGAGCGGCCUGAACGAGCACUUGUCUCGACUGGGUGAGAUCUUUGCAGCACGAGGAGACUUUGUGCAGACACUGCAGUUCAUGCAACAGAUGUCAGAAAACAUCAUUAAGCAGCUGCUUGGGCUUCCUGACUGGGAAAAGGCAAAAGUAGACCUGGCCGCCAUAGCUGAUCAGACAGCAUAUGUGGAAUAUUACAGAUGGUUGAUAUACCUCCUGAUACUGAUCUUGGAUCUGGUCAUCUGUCUUGCUGCUUGUUUGGGCCUGGCCAAACAGUCCCGCUGGCUGCUCACUACGAUGAUGGUCUGCGGUGUUCUGACUCUGAUAUUGAGUUGGGCAUCUCUCGGAGCUGAUGUGGCCACUGCAGUGGGCACAAGUGAUUUCUGUGUUGCACCAGACAAAUUUCUGAUGAACCAAACAAAAGAUGUGAUGAGCUCAGAUAUUGUGCAUUAUUACCUGUACUGCAGCCAGACGCUCCCCAACCCGUUUCAGCAGGUCUCAGAUAUUGUGCAUUAUUACCUGUACUGCAGCCAGACGCUCCCCAACCCGUUUCAGCAGCUUUUCCUGUCUUGUUUUGACAGGAACCAGUCUGCGCUGUUUGGAGGAAACCCGCGCUAUGAGAACGUGCCUCUGAUCGGGAGGGGAUCUCCUCCUCCUUCGGAGAAAAAUCUUACCGGCCCCAAACUUUUAAAUAAUUGUGUAAACAAUGCUUCUCUUUCUUUCCACAGAGAAAGAGAUUACGAUGACAUUGAUGACGGGGACCCGUUUAACCCUCAGAGCCGGCGAAUGGCGUCCCACCAUUCACAGCAGGGCAACAUGCACAGCUUCUGCAGCUACAGUAGCAGCAUGGGCAGCCAGACCAGCCUGCACCCUCCAACACAGGCUUUGACCAACGCACCCCUGUCAGAAUAUAGGAACCAGUCUGCGCUGUUUGGAGGAAACCCGCGCUAUGAGAACGUGCCUCUGAUCGGGAGGGGAUCUCCUCCUCCUUCGCUUUACUCUCAGCCAUAUAGAAACCGCUACUCUCCAACCAUGAGAGCCACCUACCUCUCCAUGACCGAAGACCAGAUCAGACACUUUGGGGAGGAUUUCCGAGCGUAGAACUGAUCUGUUGUCCUCUGGUGUGAGUCUUCACUCGCUGGAAAUAAGGACACAUGGAAAACACUCACGCCAGCAUGCGUGCACGCCCAUCUUAAAGGAGCACAGUCUGAAAGUCGGAAUGUCAUUUUAAGAGCACUCAGUGUGUGUCCGUACGGUUGCUGGCAUGCAUGUGUGUUUGUCAAUCAUUCUGAUGGUGCGACGCUUCUUUUCCCUCAAUACUGACACAUUUGUGAGGUGCUGAAAUAUCCUCUCUCUAAUAAUCUGUUUUAUUUGUACAUUUACACCGUAUUUUUCGACUGUUGGUCUUCCCUAUUGCCUUUUCAACUGCCGAAACUGUUCGACGUGGGUAACAAAAACUAUUUUGGAGCCACUUUAUAUUAAAUGUCUUUAACUACUACAGUACGUACUAACAUUUAAAUUAAUCAUUUGAUGCAUUGCAC